Molecule: messenger RNA, 1793 nt
Organism: Lampris incognitus (smalleye Pacific opah)
Lineage: Eukaryota; Metazoa; Chordata; Actinopteri; Lampriformes; Lampridae
Gene: grap2a
Product: GRB2 related adaptor protein 2a
Exons: 8
Coding region: 315-1190 (291 amino acids)
Molecular function (GO): protein binding
Source: RefSeq, a predicted model, not a curated record
UCAUGCUGCAUGACACAAAGCGAGACCACAUAGGAGAUUCAACCACACAAGUGCAGUGUGGAUCGUUCUGCAGAUGCAAAGCCACCGUGGACUAAUCCUCAUCACAUCCUCAUCGUCAUCCUCAUCAUCAUCACCACUGAUUAUUGACUAACAUGCUGUUCACACACUGGACGGAGAGAGCGAACCGAGAGUAAGCUGAUCAGGAAUCACACUCGGCGCUGUUUGGCUGUUUGGAAAGUGAAAGACUUUACCGUGGACCCCUCGUCCUUCUCGACCUCGGCGAAAACCCCUUUUCCGCAUCGCAGGUUCCCCCGAUGGAGGCCAAGGGGUUGUACGAUUUCACUUCCACGGCGGACGACGAGCUGAGCUUCCUGAAAGGGGACCUCAUCAAGAUUUUGGGCGCUGAAGAAGACUGGUAUAAGGCCGAGCUACAUGGACAUGAAGGAUAUGUGCCAAAGAACUACAUCGAAAUGCAAACUCCAAGAUGGUACCGGGGGAACGCUAGCCGCAGUGCUGCAGAGGACCUCCUGAUGUCCAAGAGUGUGGGAUGCUUUUUGAUCCGAGGGUGUCAGAGCUCCCCUGGAGAUUUCUCCAUCUCUGUCAAACACGAGUCGGACGUGCAGCACUUCAAAGUGAUGAAGGACAACAGGGGCCACUACUUCCUGUGGUCGGAGAAGUUCACCUCCUUAAACAAGCUUGUGGACUUCUACAAGAUGACCUCCAUCUCAAAGCAAAGGGAUAUCUACCUCAAAGACUGCAGCCAAGACAGCAAAAGUCCAACAGCGGCCCAACCGGUAAAGAAGGGGAGUUUGCCUGAACAACGGAGCAAUGCUCACACAUCUGCAGCUGCAGCCACGCAGCGUCGAACCUCAGACCAACCCAUCAGCCAGACUAAAAGGGUUAGCCUAGAAGAGCGAGCUCACACCAUCAGUCAUACAGGUAGAAGCAGCAGUCCCAGUGGAUAUGUCCCCGCACCCCGACGGACGGCAGAAACUCUUCCUGUUCCUCGGAGGACAACCACUGUACAGGUGAAGGCGCUGUACAACUUCGUAGCGGAGGAGGAGGACGAACUGGGAUUCCACGCCGGUGACGUCAUCGAAGUGCUGGACCGCUCGGACGCGUCGUGGUGGAAAGGCAGGCUCCACGGGAAAAGCGGGCUGUUCCCGGCCAACUACACGUUGCUGUUGUGAGAGACCUCCCUGGGCCACGUGUGCACACGACUUAUUAGACCAGCUUCAUACAGAUUCCCCCCGUAGGGUUAUGAGCAAAUCUGUGCCAGAGACAAAGACACCGCAGUCAGCGGCAGAUCCGCUCCGCGACGCACUGCCUCUGCAGCGUCACCUGACGUCACCAACGAGACUCCAUGAGGGUCGGGGGUUAUUAAGGCGCUGUCGGUCAUCAGAGAACCAAUAGGAGGGCACAGAAACAGGGGAUCUCCCGCGACUCGAUACUUGGUAUGUUAGAGAUUUUAGCCACACAAAAAAAAAUUGUACAAUUAAGAAAAUAAGUGGUACUGCACAAUGUGUAGGUUUUGCGUUGCUUUAUGAUGCACGUGAUGAUGUUAGGUAUUUAUUUCCACAACGCCCUGCUGCUUUAUCUCACCAUAACCGUAGCUGAGCAACACGACCUGUCUUUUAUUUUUUUUGUCUUCUCAGUCACGUGUUAAUCGUGCUCAUAUCGUAUGAUGUGUUCCCCGCUGUGGCGUGGCCUACAGGUGGGCCCAGGCCCGCUCCACAUGCCCCCCCCCCCAAUCAAAGAGCUGGAUUUUGCGAUGGGUGAUACUUAUAAUAAAA